Aureobasidium pullulans EXF-150 is the source of this 324-nucleotide messenger RNA. RefSeq names its product plant expansin. The transcript has a single exon. Lineage: Eukaryota; Fungi; Ascomycota; Dothideomycetes; Dothideales; Saccotheciaceae. The annotation marks the transcript as partial. The record is from RefSeq and is a predicted model, not a curated record.
ACUGAGUACACUGGAGACCUCACCUGGUACCAAGUCGGCACAGGAUCUUGCGGAUUGACCAGCACCUCGGACGAGGCUGUUGUCGCUAUCUCCCACACCAUCUUUGACGACCCUCAGUACGCCACCGCCAACCCCAACCUUAACCCUCUCUGCGGCAAGACUGUCACUAUCAAGGGCAAGAACGGAUCUUCUUACACUGCCAAGGUCGUUGACCGCUGUGUCGGCUGUGUUGAGGCCGACCUCGAUCUCAGCGAGGACUUCUUCAACGAGGUCACCGCCAACGGCGAUGGCCGUGUUCCUGGCAUGACCUGGAGCUGGAACUAA